Nerophis lumbriciformis (worm pipefish) is the source of this 1748-nucleotide messenger RNA. Its product is annotated as ras-related C3 botulinum toxin substrate 1-like. Lineage: Eukaryota; Metazoa; Chordata; Actinopteri; Syngnathiformes; Syngnathidae. The record is from RefSeq and is a predicted model, not a curated record. Gene Ontology annotation, molecular function: GTP binding; GTPase activity. Gene Ontology annotation, biological process: small GTPase-mediated signal transduction.
UUUUUCUUCCUUCCGCAGGGGUGGUGGCCGCUGUGUUGCUUCGUUAGCUUCCCGUUCUGAAGCAUGGGAAUGUAGCGAGAUAAUAUCCCCGGAUAAAGUUGUGUUAAAGUGCUCGAUAAGUUGCCGACAACCCGUCUCGCAUCUUUGGAGGUCCUCUGCGACACCGACGACCACCGGAGGGACGUUUUUUUUUAUUUUUGGGACAUUUUUGAGACAAAGGGAAGAGACUUGUGAGCUAACGUUAGUUAGCUUGACUCGGCUAACUUAGCAUUCCUCCUUCGAGUGCUUCGCCAUGCAGGCCAUAAAGUGUGUCGUUGUCGGAGACGGAGCUGUGGGUAAGACCUGCCUGCUCAUCAGCUACACCACCAAUGCCUUUCCUGGAGAGUACAUCCCCACAGUCUUCGAUAACUAUUCUGCCAACGUGAUGGUUGACGGCAAGCCUGUGAACCUGGGCCUGUGGGACACAGCAGGACAGGAAGACUAUGACAGACUCCGCCCACUCUCCUACCCUCAGACGGACGUGUUUCUCAUCUGCUUUUCGCUCGUGAGUCCGGCUUCCUUUGAAAACGUCCGUGCCAAGUGGUACCCAGAGGUGAGACACCAUUGUCCCAACACUCCCAUCAUCCUGGUGGGCACCAAGUUGGAUCUGAGAGAUGACAAGGACACCAUCGACAAGCUGAGGGAGAAGAAACUCUCACCCAUCACCUACCCACAAGGCCUGGCCAUGGCCAAGGAGAUCAGUUCCGUCAAGUACUUGGAGUGCUCGGCUCUGACUCAGCGCGGCCUUAAAACCGUGUUCGACGAGGCCAUCCGCGCCGUCCUCUGCCCGCCGCCCGCCAAGAAGAAGAGGAAGAAGUGCAGCCUCCUCUAAGAAGGCCAGUAAUACGACUCCAUAACAAUGUACGUCGCUUCCGUAGAUGUAGCCAGCAGCAGGUUGUCAUCGUGUCACACAACUCUGACUAUUGAAAUUCAUGCAGACUUUUUUUUUUAGUAAAACAAUGGUGGAGCUGUUUAUUUUGUUUACAGUCUGGGUUCUUUAAGUGGACGUCUUGUUGCCAAAUACAUACUGCAAAAAAAAACAAGAAUGCUGCUGUUUGUCCAAACAUGUUCAUAUCAAAUCAAAGUGCAGGUUUGCAGACACCAACAGUGCUAUUAUUAUUAUUAUUAUUAUUAGUAAUCAUUCUGCGUCCUGACUGGACCUUUUCUCAUUUUACCAUAAGGCACCUCCCCAAUAUUGUGGUGUUUGGUGGCGGGGUACAAGAGCACCUUUGAUGCUCCUUGGGCAUUUAUCAAAAACCUUCUUUUUUUUUUUGUAAAGUCGCAUCACGACUGGCGAAAUAUCAGUGCCUGUUAGUAAGAAAGCUACUGUCAGUUGUAGUGUAGUUAUACUCUUUUGUUAUAAUCAUGUGAUUCCUUCACUCACUGUAUUGUUAACCUAACACUAUGAAUAUGCUUUUAUGUUACCUUAACCUCCAUACUCUGUCAUUGUGCUGAGAAAGCAUGUAUGUGCGACAUAUACUGAAAAGUACAAACAUUUGUCAUUGCUUACAUUUAUAUUUUUGUUUGCCUCGUUACAAAAAUGUAUUUGAACUACUAAAAAGGGGUAAGAACACGCUCGUCUUUUUGUACUCGGACAUCAAGCUGUGCUUCAAUUCAAGCCAAUUGUGGUGACUGUUGUAGUUUUAUGGGUUAAAAAAAAAGCUAUUGUCACUUUUUUGAAAACGCCAAUAAAGUCGAGUAAAAUCAAA